This is a messenger RNA of Dufourea novaeangliae, 2359 nucleotides long. RefSeq names its product dihydropyrimidinase (gene CRMP). Gene Ontology annotation, molecular function: dihydropyrimidinase activity. Gene Ontology annotation, cellular component: cytosol; cytoplasm. Bases 207 to 2027 code for a protein of 606 amino acids. NCBI's taxonomy places the organism in Eukaryota, Metazoa, Arthropoda, Insecta, Hymenoptera, Halictidae. Gene Ontology annotation, biological process: pyrimidine nucleobase catabolic process. The record is from RefSeq and is a predicted model, not a curated record. The transcript is spliced from 10 exons.
UGCUCGAUUUGAUUCGGUCUUGUGCAUUUUGAUCUCUGUUGAGAGGAACUUCGUGUGAGAGAACGAGUUUUUUUCCCUGUGAACAAGAGAACACAGUGUUCGCGAACCUUAGGGCGCACGUCACGGCAAAAGUUUACGAUUCUCGUGUUGUGUGAACCGUUUUUUCUUUAUCCCCGCGGGGCAAGGCAGACUCGAUCGGUUCAAAGAUGAGCACGCCGGUGAAGAAAGUGCCUAUCCACCUGCAGAGCUCGCAGAACAGGCUGCUGAUCAAGAAUGGAAAGGUCGUGAACGACGACGGCAUCGUGGCCACCGACGUUUACAUCGAGGACGGUAUCAUCAAGGAAAUGGGACGGAUUAUGGUAAUACCGGGCGGGACAAGGAUCAUCGAUGCGCGUGGAAAGUACGUGAUGCCCGGUGGCAUAGAUCCGCACACCCAUUUCGAAUUGGAGUUGAUGGGAGCGAAGUCGGUCGACGAUUUCUACCAGGGCACGAAAGCGGCUGUGGCCGGCGGCACGACCACCAUUAUCGACUUCGUGAUUCCCCAGAAAGACGAGUCCCUUCUGGAGGCGUACGAGAGGUACAGAGAGGUCGCCGAUCAGAAGGUCUGCUGUGAUUACGCGCUUCACGUCGCCGUCACCUCGUGGAGCCCGAAAGUGAAACAAGACAUGGCGACAUUAACGUUGUCGCAUGGCAUCAGUAGCUUUAAGAUGUUCAUGGCGUACGCGGGCAUGUUCAUGUUGAGGGACCCUGAAUUGAUCGAAGCGUUCAAAGUAUGCAAGCUUCUCGGGGCGAUCGCCAUGGUUCAUGCGGAAAAUGGUGAUAUCAUUACCGAGAACACGAAACGAUUACUCGAUGCAGGAGUUACGGGGCCAGAGGGUCACGAAAUGUCACGCCCUGAGGAAGUGGAGGCUGAAGCUGUGAACAGAGCGUGUGUUAUAGCUAGCCAGGUGAAUAGCCCGCUAUACGUAACGGCGGUGACGAGCAAGUCCGCCGCCGCCGUUGUGUCGGAGAAACGGGACCAGGGUGUCGUUCUGUUCGGGGAGACACUAGCAAGCGCCCUCGGUGUCGACGGUAUCGAACAGUACGGGAAAGAUGUCGAAUUAGCGAGACGUUACAUUACUAGCCCGCCGUUGAGACCCGAUUCCACGACACCUGUUUACCUAAUCAAACACCUAGCUGGAGAUAGCCUCCAGGUGACCGGUAGCGACAACUGCACGUUCAACGCCGAACAGAAGGCACUCGGUAAGGACGACUUCACCAAGAUCCCGAACGGCGUAAAUGGCGUCGAAGAUAGGAUGGCGAUCGUUUGGGAGAAAGGCGUUCAUGCUGAGAUAAUGGACCCGACCAGGUUCGUCGCGGUGACGAGCACGAACGCCGCGAGGAUUUUCAACUUGUACCCGCGGAAGGGGGUGAUAGCAGUCGGCUCAGACGCUGAUAUAGUCGUAUGGGACCCCAACAGGAAGCGUACGAUUUCCGCCGAGACCCACGUGCAGGCCGUUGACUUCAACAUCUUCGAGGGUAUGGAGGUCCAUGGAGUACCGGAGUACGUGGUAGUGAAGGGUCGUGUCUGCGUGGACGAGUGCGAAGUGAAGGUUGUCCACGGGUUCGGAAAUUUCAUCGAGACACCGACCCACGCUAGUUGUGUAUAUGACAUGAUAGAAGACAGGGAGAAGAGACCGCGCGGUGUGGCGAGGAGCGAGGUCGAGGCAAAGCAGUACGCCGAGGAGGACGCCAUCCUGAACGCCUUGAAAGAGGCUAGAGCUGCGGCGGCAGCAGCCUUCGCCAAGGCCCCUCAACAAAACGACAUUCACGAGAGCCCGAAACCGAAAACAAUCAUACCCGAUUGCGUGCCGACCUUACCGGAGUCCGCUGUGGUUACGCCAUCCUCGAAAGGCCCACGAAUGGAAGGACAGAGAAAUUUGCAGGAUUCCACUUUCUCCAUCAGCGAGGACGUCGAGGAAGCGAGAAGAGCCUGCAUCCGCGUGAACAAUCCACCGGGCGGCCGCAGUGCGGGAGGUUUUUGGUAAUUUAUGAAAGAAAAAGAGUCAAGGUCCGCUUUGCAUAUAGGGAUUUUUUAUUACGAACAAAAUAAGGAAAUCUCACCCACUCCUUCGUCACCCUCCUUAUCAUUCACGUGCACACACUCGUCAUCUGCCCCUCCACCUACGUAACUAUCUCUCGUUUCACGUUCGAGUAUCGCGUCAGAUUCGCUUUCAGGUUCGCUACUUUGUCACCAAACAAAAAAUAUUAACACUUAAGUUCAGUCGUUUCCGUUGCUUCGUCACAAUUCACGUAAUGUGUAUUCCCUCCCAUCGAUCAAGGUCUGUUCCAUUAAAGGAGGAUUCGGACACCACCGGUC